AUGCAGGAGACAAACGAGUGCUUUCUGCGUGACUCGGCGUCAACUUUGACGUUUGAGACGCAGCUGAACCAACUACUGAGCGUCAGCUUACCGUAUGCAAAGACGAUUGUUUGCCUCGAGUCCGCGCAAUGCACACUCGCUGACGUAUUCUUGUACUGGUGCGGAAUUGCUUCGGAUUUGAAGACUGUCCUCAGCCAGAGAGCAUCGGGGAUCCCCGACAGCGUGAAGAGCGAGGUACGCGCGAUCUUCAAUACUCGAUGGUCGGAGAUGUUCGAGGACGGACCCACCGAUGUGCAUCUCGCCGCGGUAUACCUAGAUCCUGUGUACCUCAAGUCCGACCUCUUCAAAGAGCCCGUUAGCGAUCCUCCGGCGAAAUCUGAUCCAGGAGCCCGUAUCAAGCAUCUACGCAUCUUCAAACGUGUAGGGAAGUACCUUGUAGUGCUGCUUGGUGCCGAAGUUGAACACGGUGAUCAUCCGCUACUGCAUGUACCUGAAGAAGAGAAGCGGGCUGUCAAGAAGCGUUUUUUCAGUCAACUCAUGGCAUACGCACAGGACGACCAUCCAUUCUCAGCCCCGCACAAACAGGGCCAAACUGUUCUUGAGUGGUGGGAGGCGCACCGAGAGUCUCCACACGCCGAUAUCCUUGCAGCCCUCGCCAUCAAGAUCUACUCAGUUAUGACAAACUCGAUGCCAGACGAACGUACCGCGUCGAUCUUCACUCGGCUCAACAGUCCUGUGCGCAACCGCAUGUCGAUGCAGGCAAUGGUUUCGCAGGCCCAGAUACAGCAGUUCUAUCAUACACAGAAGGUAUUGGACAGUCAUUGCAGUGAAUAUCCGGAGUACUAUGCUUACCGUAGAGCCUUCUGUAGCCACGCGCCACAGUUUCUCCUGUCUCAGCGAAGAGAUUCUACGAGCUGA
This is a messenger RNA of Rhodofomes roseus, 918 nucleotides long. RefSeq lists its product as uncharacterized. The record is from RefSeq and is a predicted model, not a curated record. The coding region runs from base 1 to 918 and encodes 305 amino acids. Lineage: Eukaryota; Fungi; Basidiomycota; Agaricomycetes; Polyporales; Fomitopsidaceae. The transcript has 3 exons.